GAGCCCAGUCAUGUGCGGGCGACUGCUCCUGUGGCCCCUGGUGCUGGGGUUCAGCCUGUUGGGCGGUGCCCAGACCCCCAGUGUCUACGAUGAGGGCGAGAGCACCGGAGGCGGCAAUGACAGCACGCCCUCAAUCCGGCCCGGCCCCCGCGGCUACCCAGGCCAAGUCUGUGCCAAUGACAGUGACACCCUCGAGCUCCCGGACAGCUCACGGGCGCUGCUUCUGGGCUGGGUGCCCACCAGGCUGGUGCCCAUCCUCUAUGGGUUGGUCCUGGCAGUGGGGCUGCCGGCCAACGGGCUGGCACUGUGGGUGCUGGCCACGCGGGUACCACGGCUGCCCUCCACCGUGCUGCUGAUGAACCUGGCAGCCGCCGACCUCCUGCUGGCCCUGGUGCUGCCCCCAAGGGUCCUGUACCACCUGCGUGGCCAGCGCUGGCCCUUCGGGGAGACCGCCUGCCGCCUGGCCACGGCCUCGCUCUAUGGCCACAUGUAUGGCUCGGUGCUGCUGCUGGCCGCCGUCAGCCUGGACCGCUACCUGGCCCUGGUGCACCCGCUGCGGGCCCGCACCCUGCGUGGCCGGCGCCUGGCCCUGGGACUCUGUGUGGCCGCCUGGCUCACAGCGGCUGCCUUGGCACUGCCCCUGGCGCUGCAGCGGCAGACCUUCCGGCUGGCGCACUCCGAUCGCGUGCUCUGCCAUGACGCGCUGCCUCUGGAUGCCCAGGCCUCCCACUGGCGACCGGCCUUCACCUGCCUGGCGCUGCUGGGCUGUUUCCUGCCGCUGCUGGCCAUGCUGCUGUGCUACGGGGCCACCCUGCGCACGCUGGCGGCCGGCGGCCGGCGCUACGGCCACGCGCUGAGGCUGACCGCGCUGGUGCUGGCCUCCGCCGUGGCCUUCUUCAUGCCCAGCAACGUGCUGCUGCUGCUGCAUUACUCGGACCCAAGCCCGGGCGCCUGGGGCAAUCUCUAUGGCGCCUACGUGCCCAGCCUGGCGCUGAGCACCCUCAACAGCUGCGUGGACCCCUUCGUCUACUACUACGUGUCAGCCGAGUUCAGGGACAAGGUGCAGGCGGGGCUCUUCCGACGGCCUCCCAGGGACACCGUGGCCUCCAAGGCCUCCGGGGAGGGGGGUAGCCGGGUCAUGGGUACCCAAUUCUCUUCGCUCCAGUGAUGCAAAGUGGGGAGGGAGCUACUGGGUUCCACAGGGUCCUUUCUCCCACUUCGUGUCUUUCUUGGAACCUCAGAAUGUGACCUUAUUUGGAAAUAGGGUCAUUGUAACUGUCACUGGUGGAGGUCACUUUGGAGAAGGGUGGGCCUUACAUCCAGCGUGGGUGGUGCCCUCAUAAGACAAGGAGAGGCCAAGCCUGGUGGCUCGCGCCUGUAAUCCCAGCACUUUGGAAAGCCAAGGUGGGCGGAUCACCUGCAGUCAGGAGUUCAACACCAGCCUGAGCAACAUGGUGAAAUCCCAACUUUAUCAAAACACAAAAAUUAGCCGGGUGUACUGGUGGGUGCCUGUAAUCUCAGCUACUCAGGAGGCUGAGGCA
Saimiri boliviensis boliviensis (Bolivian squirrel monkey) is the source of this 1541-nucleotide messenger RNA. It is a transcript of the gene F2RL3, whose product is annotated as F2R like thrombin or trypsin receptor 3. Gene Ontology annotation, molecular function: thrombin-activated receptor activity. The record is from RefSeq and is a predicted model, not a curated record. Gene Ontology annotation, biological process: blood coagulation; thrombin-activated receptor signaling pathway; positive regulation of Rho protein signal transduction. Lineage: Eukaryota; Metazoa; Chordata; Mammalia; Primates; Cebidae. Gene Ontology annotation, cellular component: plasma membrane.